Cladocopium goreaui is the source of this 1536-nucleotide messenger RNA. Lineage: Eukaryota; Dinophyceae; Suessiales; Symbiodiniaceae. The record is from the annotation of a GenBank genome assembly.
AUGCCAGCUGCUUCGCGCGAAGCCAGUGCCGGUGCCGCUGCCGCGCUGCCGUCCGGGGAGAAGGUCGAUGAAUUUUUCCAGUUGCUCGAACAGAGGCUUCCUUUCCCAACGCAGGCUUUGGAACGUUUGGUGCGGCCAGAGCUGCUGCAGCACUGGAAGGACCUCGGCGCAACACAGAGCGUAGCCUGGCCCUGGGUGAUGAUCUGCGAGCUUUCAUUGGUGAGCUUUCUGACGCCCAAUGCUCGGUUUCAGCCACUCCCGAGCUUCUCAGUGUACUCUUUGACAUGGACGUUUUUCUUACAUCCCGGCAGCUGCCACACGUCCAACCUCCUUCGCUUGUACCACAAUGUCCUUCACGGCUUGGAGGAAAAAGCCAAUGAGGACCGGAAGGCCAUGCGCACACGACUCCGCCAACAUGCCAUGCCAGGUGCGCAGGGGCAGGCUGCACUGAAAGAACGCUUGAAAAAGCUGCAAGACAUUACCUUUCGCCUGGGCACUGGGUCGCUUGAGGGCAUCGGUCUGCGCAUUGCAUCCUUCCUGGGCUGGACUAGCCUCUUAGUGGACCGCUUUUACCGAGUGUAUCAAGCACACGCCACAGAGCACCGGGAUGAGCUGAUCUUCUCCUAUCAUCUGGGGUACCCCUUUGUCAACUACACGUUUGCCCCCGACAACGAGAAUGAGGCAAAGCAGCUCUUCGUGAAGCACUUCGACCACCAUGCGACCCUCCAGGAAGAGAACUACCUCGUUCAGCAUGAAGCUUCAAAACGGCACGGAAAACUCAAGGGCAAACAUCUCCGCCUGGCUUUGAACUGGGCGAACCUCCAGUCGGCAUUUGCCGGCGUGGAGCCAACAGCUUGGCCCACGCAAAUCCCUGCCUCCGCAAUGCAGGCGGCUGAGCUGCUAGGGCGAUAUUGCGAGGGCGUCACAGACACCAUCUACGAGUUCCUCGAUCGCAGCAGGCCCGCUCCAGACCAACAAGUCCCAGGCGCCGCCCCCAAAGAAGAGCGCGGCCAGGUGGGCAGGAUGCAGCGGUUGCUGCACAUGACUUUGGAGCAGCUUCUGCAGCAAUACCCUGCAGCCGCUAACCCUCACCUCCAGGGGUUUCUUUGCUUGCUGCUGAAGAUGCAGACCGUUUGGCUGGACUCCACCCUUCUGCGGUCGCACUGCUUCGUCCGCGAUAGCUUGCCCCAGGGUUCGGCUGAAGCAAAAGCGCAGUUGGUGAUGGUUGGCUUGGCCAUGCUGGCCAAGCUCCAGCUUGCAACGGCCGCCUUGUCUACCAACAUCAAUGGUCCACGCAAGUUACUUGCAGUGAAGCGGUCUGUUCCCCGUGACCAUCCCCACUACCCAUCUCUUCGCGCAUUUCUGGCUUUCUUUGACGUGCCUGAGCAGGAGUACCGCGCACCAGAGGCAGAGGAGAUCACGGUCUCCCCGCCGAACGCGGCUCCUAUCAUCGCCUUCCCUGAUUUUGAGCCUGCGGCUGCUGCAACUGCAUUGGCUGCAUUGCGUACCUGGGCUGCUGCCGCUCCUGCCGCAUGA